Molecule: messenger RNA, 723 nt
Organism: Ogataea philodendri
Lineage: Eukaryota; Fungi; Ascomycota; Pichiomycetes; Pichiales; Pichiaceae
Exons: 2
Coding region: 1-723 (240 amino acids)
Source: RefSeq, a predicted model, not a curated record
AUGCCAGAAAGCUCAAACUUACCUAGCAGUCUCGGACUUUUUGGUUGGAAUGGUGGUGUUUCUUGGAAUCAAUUUGGUCAUGACACCACCGGCAGUCUCAAUACCAAGAGACAAUGGAGCAACGUCCAACAACAGCAAGUCCUGGGUCUUGGAGGAGGUGUCACCAGUCAAGAUGGCGGCCUGAACAGCAGCACCGUAGGCAACAGCCUCAUCAGGGUUAAUGCUCUUGUUUGGCUCCUUACCGUUGAAGAAGUCAGACACCAAUUUUUGCACCUUUGGGAUUCUGGUGGAACCACCAACAAGCACAAUCUCGGCAACCUGGGACUUGUCAAGCUUGGCGUCUCUCAUCACCUUCUCAACCGGGUCCAGGGUCUGUCUGAACAGGUCCUGACAAAGCUCCUCGAAUCUGGCUCUGGUGAUGGAAGUGUAGAAGUCAAUACCUUCAUACAACGAAUCGAUCUCAAGAGAGGUUUGGGCGGACGAAGAAAGAGUUCUCUUUGCUCUUUCACAAGCGGUUCUCAAUCUUCUCAAAGCUCUCUGGUUUCCAGUGAGAUCUUUCUUGUAUUUUCUCUUGAACUCGUUAGCGAAAUGGUUCACCAGUCUGUGGUCAAAGUCCUCACCACCCAGGUGGGUAUCACCUGCAGUGGCCUUGACCUCAAAGAUACCUUCGUCAAUGGACAACAACGAAACAUCAAAGGUACCACCACCAAGGUCGAAAAUUAA